CACACAACAGCAGCUUAAUGUUCCCUCAAAAUGCCGCGGGUGCAUAUUUUCUUUUAUUGCUGGUUUUUGUUCAGCCACAUUUAUAUAACUUGGUCUACUAGCUGUAAAACCCCAUCUAGGAGAGUAACAAGCUACCGGGUCAGAGAGUGCAGACGUUGGUUCUUGGGUUGGUGUACCUACUAUGGCCAUGUGUGGCGAUACCGGGAGACCUACACAGAGACUUGUUGUCCUGGCUAUAGUGGGAGUCACUGUCAACCUAUUUGUAUCGGGGAUUGUCAUGGGCGAGGUACCUGUGUAAGACCAGACACAUGCUACUGUAGACACGGGUAUACCGGAAAUGCCUGCCAAACGGUUGCAGAGUUGAGCCCAAUUAUCAUACAAUAUACGUCCACUCUCGCAUAUUAUGAAAGAUCUGGACAGAGGAGGGAAUUAUACAGAUCUGUUAUAGAUUCUUCUGAACCAAACUCUACGAAGGUAGACACAAUGUGGGUAAACCAUAAUGAUUACAACUAUAUCAACGUCACAUUUGCCGCCGUCUCAACAACACCGGACAGCCUAAACCUUUCAAGAUAUAUAAAACAGUUUAAGGUGGGAAUCAUGUCUGGAGGAAUUAAUAUUAUUCUUCACAAAAUGGGCAGAACAGAAAAGAAACCCUUUGUGAGUGGAAAUAAAACCAAGCUCUGUGAGAGUCAGCCUAGUUCUCUGAAUCCAAACGAUGAUGUGUUUUACUGUAACUACACAGAUGACAACUUUGACAUGCAGCUGGAGCAUGGAGACAAUUUAACUCUGACAGCUUUUACUGAAAUCUGGGGUAUUAUUGAAAAAGACUUAUUUAUCGACGACAUGUCUACAAAAUCUACAAUGUUUCGCGUUGAUUUGGUGAAGCCACAUCAAUGUCUCUUAGGCGGACCAUGUGAGGCAAAAGCACUGGAUGUUGUAAAGGAUAUCACCAAGUCUCCAAUAGAAUUGUCAUGGAACAACUGGGAAGAUGGGCUUUCUGGAAUCGAAGAAUAUAAAAUACAGGUUUUUCUGCUGAAGCUGAACAUAACAAUCUUGGCGGAAACAAAUCCAUGGCGCCCAGACGAGGAAAUAUCCCUUUCGGCACUAGAAACAAGAUAUACCUACACUCCAAAGAGAGCAGGGUUGUAUUCCUUUAUACUAAAUGUAAUAGACCGAGCCAGCAAUACACAAUGCGCACGCACCUUGGUGUUAUAUGACCCAAGUUCAAAUAUCACUCUAUCUAAAUUACCAUUUAUAGCAAGAAGCGCAGAACCUGAAACAAACUAUAAAUGGCAAAAUAACCUCAAUAAGGACAUUAUCGUGUCAUGGAAAGGACAUUUUCAGAACCAAUUCCACGAGAACAAUAAACUUUUAAAUCCAGUAGCACAGUAUAAAAAUGUCGAUUCUGUUACAAACAUUGAAAAGCACGUUCCAAACCAACUUGAUGAUAACUCGGGGAAAAGAACACUGAAAAAAAUCCGGAAUGUUUACGGUAUAGUGAAAUUUGAAUAUUUCUACAGACAUGGAGGUCAAGGGGAGAGAACCCCGCAAACCUGGUAUAAGGUGAAUGAUACAUUUUCUGAAACUCAGAUUUUUAAUAUUGAAAGAAAAGAUGGCGACACCUUCAACUUCUGGGUGAAGGCGACUGACAUCAUGGGGAAUACGAAAGUUGACUUGACGAAGAUUUCCUUUGAUUCCAGCCCACCAAAACGUUUAAACCCAUCAGACGUCAUAUUUACGAGGAACGUUAAAAAUGCUACUUACGUCUUCUCCAGUCUAAUACAGAUAGAUGUCUUUGACAGAGAAAGUGGAAUACAUAGAAUACACGUGGAACUAAGAUCUAGAAGCAAUGAAAUAUUCCAUGAAAUUGAUAUUCCAGGAAACAAAACAAAAGCUGAUCCUGGGUUGGAAACAGGAUACAAAACAUCUGUAGGAAGCUUCUUUUAUUACCGCCACAACCUGGACAUAAACAACUGCUGGUUUGUUGUGCCAGAGGAAAAAUUGGCAGAGGAGUUUGUCUUAUUAAAUCUGACUGUAUAUAACAUGGCAAUGAAACCUGCUUUUUACAGUACUAUAAUUACAGAUUUAUCCUCGCUUGACGGAAUGGAUGAAUAUCCUGGCCCAAAUAAUUUAACCAUUACUGCAACCUUUGACAAAAGUGUUCGUCUGAACUGGACGGUACCUUCAGCUUGUUACGAGAUGUCAACGGUUGUAGUAGAGUUCCGUUCACCCAAUGACCAAGUUCACGUCCGAUAUGUAGAUGCAUACUCCGACUGGUUUGACUUGACAGGACUGGAUCCCGAAACAAUUUACAACCUGUCCUUUGUUACAGAAUAUGGGCCACAGAAAAGUGACCCAGUGUUCCUACAAUUCCAAACCCUUGCUUCCACAAAUGCAGCUGUGGCUUAUACUAAAGUUAACGAGCUUCUGCAACUAUCACUUUUAUUCAUUAUUGCUAUUUUCUUAUAUAAUUGUUUUUGAUAGUGUUUACAAAAAUUGUACAAAAUUGCAAAUUAUAUCCUCAAGAAGUUAAAUAUAAAGCGAUGCUAUUUUAGUGUCAGUUUAAUAGAUGAUAUAAGAUAUAGAGAUAACGAGACGAUCCAUGAAUACAUUUUCCCAUGACUAAAGCAAUUAAAUUGUAAAUCUAUCAUUUUAAUUUUCUGUGAGUUUCAUAAAUACAAAUUCAUUUCUUCCUAAUUCCACAAAAAAUACUUUCAGUAAUCAACAUUCCUUAUGAUAAGUUACAAAUUGUAUACACAUGUUGCUGUAAACGCAUUACAUAUUUGAUAUAUGGAUGUUUAAUAUUCAUUUUCAUAGUGUCCCAUGAUUUAUCAAAAUGAUCCAAAAUAUUUGUAAUCGAUAUACUCUGCUUAAAAUAAAAAGAAUCAUGAGUGUUUAA
Molecule: messenger RNA, 2899 nt
Organism: Saccostrea echinata
Lineage: Eukaryota; Metazoa; Mollusca; Bivalvia; Ostreida; Ostreidae
Exons: 12
Coding region: 31-2481 (816 amino acids)
Molecular function (GO): protein binding
Source: RefSeq, a predicted model, not a curated record